AUGUCCACCACCACCGCCAACACCGUCUACCUCAUCACCGGCGCCAACAGAGGCCUAGGCCUCGGUCUCGUCAAAUCCCUCCUCACCCGCCCCUCAACAACCAUCAUCGCCUCCGUCCGCAACGAAGAGGCCUCUGCAACCCUCAAAUCCGAACUAUCCUCCAUCACCCCCAGCCAAAACAGCACCGUGCACAUCAUCCUCCUCUCCUUCUCCGCAGACACCCCAACAACCCCCUCCCAAAUCCUCAACACCCUCGCCACCAUCCAAAACAUAACACACAUCGACGUCCUAAUCGCAAACGCCGGCUUCGCAGCCCCCAUGACACCAGCCCUCCACACAACAGCCCCCGACCUCCGCUCCUCCUUCGAAACCAACACCAUCGCCCCCCUCCUCGUCUUCCAAGCCAUCUGGCCCCUGCUGAAGUCCGCAAAAAGCGCACCCAAAGCCGUCUUCAUGAGCUCGUCCGUCGGCUGCAUCAGCGCGCAAGAGCCCUUCCCCGGCGGCGCGUACGGGGCGUCCCGGGCAGCGGGGAACUGGCUUACGCGCGCGAUUCACCUCCAGCAUGAAGAGGAUGGGCUUGUUGCGUUUGCGAUGCAUCCGGGGUGGGUGCGGACGCGGGCGGGGGAGUUUGUUGCGAGGGAGUGGGGGGUUGAGGGGGGGCCGCCGGAGAGCGUGGAGAAUAGUGUCAAGGGGGUGUUGGAGGUUGUGGAUGGGGCGACGAGGGAGAGGGUUGGGGGGAGGUUUGUUACGUAUAAGGGGGAGGAGUUGCCUUGGUGA
Messenger RNA from Aspergillus mulundensis, 777 nucleotides. RefSeq names its product SDR family oxidoreductase. The coding region runs from base 1 to 777 and encodes 258 amino acids. The record is from RefSeq and is a predicted model, not a curated record. Lineage: Eukaryota; Fungi; Ascomycota; Eurotiomycetes; Eurotiales; Aspergillaceae. The transcript has a single exon.